Molecule: messenger RNA, 984 nt
Organism: Ctenocephalides felis (cat flea)
Lineage: Eukaryota; Metazoa; Arthropoda; Insecta; Siphonaptera; Pulicidae
Product: homeobox protein SIX6-like
Exons: 5
Coding region: 1-984 (327 amino acids)
Biological process (GO): regulation of transcription by RNA polymerase II
Cellular component (GO): nucleus; transcription regulator complex
Molecular function (GO): RNA polymerase II cis-regulatory region sequence-specific DNA binding; DNA-binding transcription factor activity, RNA polymerase II-specific
Source: RefSeq, a predicted model, not a curated record
AUGGUGGUCCUUUACCUCUGUCCUGCGCAUGGGGCACCGCCAGUCAGACCGCCGUCGGAGGAGGAGGCCCCCUUGGCGCCUCCUACCUUUGUCCUGAUGUCCUUUACCAAACUGGCUUCCCCAAACGCCCAAAGUCCCGGGCCGGAGCCCCAGGGCCGUCCCGCCGCCCUACAGCCGACAACCGCCCUCCCGCCGAGCAUCCGGGUCAACACGCCCGAACAGAUUCUGAUAGCCCACAGGAACCGGGAACAGAUUCUGUUGGGUCACUUGGGAGCCCCCGUAGAGGUCCCGAGUAAUGGCUCCGGUGGUUCCGGUGGUUCCGGCGGUUCGGGUCCGGCGAGGGUUCCGGAGAUAACAAAGCCGACUCCGGUGGCGGCGCGAGGACACCAGCUGGCGAUACCGAGUCCGCUGUUCGCUUUGCCGACGUUGUCUUUCACGGCGGAACAGGUGAGUUCGGUUUGCGAGACCUUGGAGGAAUCAGGAGACAUCGAAAGGUUGGCCAGGUUUCUUUGGUCCAUUCCGAUUGCCCAUCCGAAUAUUCUGGAGUUGGACAGGUCGGAGGCCGUCUUAAGGGCCAGGGCCAUCGUGGCCUUCCACAGUGGACACUUUAGGGAGUUAUAUGCGAUUCUGGAGAGGCACAAAUUCACGAGGGACUCCCAUGGAAAACUGCAGGCUAUGUGGCUGGAGGCCCAUUAUCAGGAAGCAGAGAAGUUAAGAGGUCGUCCUUUGGGUCCAGUCGAUAAAUACAGGGUCCGAAAAAAGUUUCCUCUACCUCGGACUAUUUGGGAUGGCGAACAGAAGACACAUUGUUUCAAGGAGAGAACGAGGUGUCUUCUUAGAGAAUGGUACCUCCAGGACCCCUACCCGAACCCUACGAAGAAACGAGAGCUGGCCCAGGCGACCGGUUUGACUCCGACCCAAGUCGGAAAUUGGUUCAAAAAUCGGAGGCAAAGGGACAGGGCGGCCGCUGCCAAAAAUAGGUAA